AUGACUAUCAUAUAUUGCAAAAAGGUCUGGGUAAACGUUGAAAAUCCUAGCAGUUCAGAGAAUAAUUCAUUCACCUCUAAUAAUGAUUCAGUGUGCGAUGCUAUGCAAAUCUGUGGAAGUCAAAAAUACGCGGGAAACAUUCUCAUGGAGUAUGACUCUGUUAUCACGCAAGUUCCGUGCUCGUCUUUGAAUGCCGUUAUCUGUCAGAAAACUGCCAAACGAAUGGAAAGAAACGAGUCUAGUCAAAACUGCACAACACGUGUUGGACAGCUGGGUACAUACGAAGGUGGUGGCAGAAAUUACAGCAACAAUUUAAAUCAGUAUUUUAAUUUCGAAGCAAAACAAGGGUACAGAAUUAUAUUCGAACUCCUUUCGUAUGACAUUGAAUUUCAAGACCAGUGUCUAUAUGAUUAUAUUGAAACAAUUGGAAUGACAAGAGACAAGAAAUAUUGUGGCAAAAGUUCGGAGGCAGUAACCUUCAUAUCAAAAUCUUUCUCUUCAGCGAUACGUUUUAAAACGGACGAAGAUAUCACGGCGGCUGGGUUUAACUUAACUUGGUAUUGGGUCAAAAAUGGGGAAGCCUUUCAAACAAUGAAACAAGAAGACAAAUCUCUUAUCACUAUGCAUUCUGUAAAUUACCCGCAUGCAUUUCCUGAUGGAAUUAAAAAUUGCUCAAAUGUUGUUUUGCCAGAUGAUAUACGUUUACUUGUUACAAUAGAAAAACUGGCGUUACCGGGCAGUCAUUGUAGUGACAGUAGUUUUGAACUAAUGUCGGGCUCCAACGUGAUAAAAACAUUCUGUGGUGGCGCUAGUGUAGAGAGCUUGGACUACUUUUCUCGGUAUAUACUAACAGACAGUGGAAAUAUAAGCUUCUGCCUGACGGCUCCUCAACUUAGGAGAGGUGAAGGAAUUCUCCUGCAUUUACGGCAAGUUCAAGGAAAUUCCAGCAAGCUAAACAAUACUAUUACGCUUCUACCAAACGAAACGAUGGAGUUUUCUAGUUUGAUGUUUCCGCACAUGUUUCCAGCAAAAACCACACAUGAUGUUAUUUUUAGAACAAACAUUGGCUACAUAGUCACUGUAACGUUAAACGUCACGAUCAGGCAAGGGAAUCAAUGCUUAUUAGAUAUCAUACAGCUAAUUGACAUUUCUUUGAAGGAUGACAGUAAAGGGUUGAAAUUGCAUCCUUGUGUAAAUUUGACAGAUGACGUAGAUAAUAGAACAGAGGUUGUAUUCAGGUCAGUCUUGAACGCUGUAAGGUUGGUCCUAUCAAGCGGUGAUCACACGUCUGAUAAUUCCUCUUUCAAAAUCUCGGGAAUAAUCUCGUCAGUUAAAGAUCCGCUAUAUUUGAACAAAACAAGACGAGAAACUGGAACAUUCGACGAAUGCUAUGAAAAUACAUGUGAAAAUGGCGGGUCAUGUUUAACGGCAGCUGAAGGACGGUAUACCUGCAGCUGUCAGAAACAACACACAGGGUUGUUUUGUCAAGCAAGUAAAUGUGACCUUGACUUAAACCUGUGUGAUCCAAAACAUGCAAAAUGUCAUCUCACAGACUCAGGCUUUACAUGCGAAUGUGAAACUGGUUACUGGGGUGAUAGAUGUACAAUGAACAGCAUUGUUUGUCAGUAUAGAUUAUGUUCCGGUCAUGGACACUGUGUUCAGUUAAACGAUACGGAGACAGGUUGUUUGUGCGACGAGUUUUAUACCGGUCCAAGAUGCAGCAUAUUAAUACCAAAACCAGAAGAACAGCUUACCAUAGGACAAAAAUUAUUGAAAGAACCAAUCUGGAUUGGGAUGAUUGUCAUGUUAAAUCUUGUUCUUUUCUUUUGUGUAUCCUACGUUAUCAGAAGAAAAUGUGGAAAAAGAAUAGCUAGACUAUUUCCUAAAAAGACACCUACACACAACAUUUCCAAAGAAGCUGAGAAUUCGAAAGGGGAGCAUUCAGCUGACACCGAUCAUGCUGAGAGAAACAUCUCCAUUGUUUCUCUUAAGACACCGCCUGUGAUAAACAGAGAUUCUAGAUGGUCUGUGAGGAAAAAGUCGUACCGAGAAAAACUCGACAGUAUUUCUGCUCCAUCUACCCCAAUUGUCAAUGAAGAUAACCAAGAUGCGGCAAUGAAACUUUUUGCGGCCUAUAACACGAAAAAGCCGGAGUUGUCACCUAAUAUUACAGCUAUACAAGGCAACAACAUAGCAAUUAAGACAAGAGACAUCAUGUCCUGUGGUAUACAAGGUGGGACAGUCACACUUUACCCUGAUAUUGAAUUUGAAAAUCACAGCAAAGACCACGCGCACGGAAUGCUUCGUUCAUAUACAAUUAGCACCGAAAUACGAGACUUCGAAUCGAGAAUAUCCAAAGCUAGACGAGAAGCGAGAACUAAAAAGUCAUCAUCAUACGCCGGUUCCCCGACUACUUCGCGGGUUUCAAAAUCUGACGUGUCGCAUGAAAAUGCUACUCCGAAGGUAACGCACUGCUUUCCUGAAAUUAGAAUCAUCAAUGAAAAUAAUUGUGAAGAAAGAAACGUCAGCGAUAGCGAUGAAAACACUGUCUUCACAUUGCCAGUAGAGAUCAGUACAUCUCAGUCCAAAUCAGCAGAAAAUGUAUCCGAAGUAAAGACAUCCGAUCAACAUGACAGUGGUUAUCCAUCAACCACUAUUUCGACAACUCAUGAUGGCUCACAAGUUGAAGAUGCAAAUUUGAAAACGAUACCAUCAGCUUCUGUAAAACGUAAAUUAUUCAGUUCAAAAGCAAAAAGCGCGUCAUUUUAUAAACUUGGCAAUGAAAAUGAUACAAUUAAAAAGGAAGCUCGAAAAGAUACACGUGAUUCGGUAAUAAGUGAGCUUUCAUUCAAACGAUCAACAUCUGGAGAAUUUCGAUCUUUUGAAUCUGAAAGAUGCAGUUCGUGUAAGAGGGAGCAAAUAGAAAGGUGCGCUUACUCUUAUGAGACAGAUUUAGAUAAAAUGCACAGAUGUAGAAACAAACGACAAUAUUCCGCAGGAUAUAAUGGUUCACAUAACCACCAAAAGCGUCAUAGGCGCCGUAGGAAGUGUAGAUGUUCUAAACACCACAGUUACAGUAAAGAGAUCGAUUUCUAUUCACACGAUUUCCACGAGUCACCAGUAAAUUUACAGCGAGAGCAAUAUAUGCACUCUUGCCACCAUAAACCAAGUUUUGGAGAAAACUGGAAUUGGCCAAGGUACCACCGCAAUAUAAGACCUAUAAACUCGAGCACUGAGAGUGAUACGUGUUUGUGUUCUACUCAUGAAAUGAGAUGUCAUCGAAGACAUUAUCACGUAAAGGAAGCUUUUUCAGAAAAUGGUUUCCUAGACAGACAUGCUUCUGCCUCAAGUCGAGAUUUGGAUAUUUCUCCUAGAAUAGAUUUUCGGUCUGAUGGUUCAUGUAAAUCUACACUUAUGAAAUCAUUCCUGUCAGACACAUAUAGAGCAAGCUGCAAUGUCUAUUCUGGUUCAGAAGCUGCAGGUGAUAAUAUUUGCCAGAAUAAACACUUUCUGGCUUCUCCCCAAAAAUCUUCAUUGUCCAGUUCUAGAGACAAAUCAAGAAGUCCCUCGCCACGAACCAGCAGUCCUCGGCAACUGCAACUCGGUGUACAACGAAAGAGAUCUGACACUGUGGUUGAAAUAGCAAAUGAUAAUGUUAUUAAAUUAGAUGUUUCACCAGUUUCAUCUUCAAACUCGGAUAUUGUGCAAUGUCGAGAAAAGUCCUUGGUAUCUCCUUCAGCUAUUAGUCUAACAAAAGUUUAUAGAGCUGAACAAUCUUCUAAUGGGCUUUAUGAUAAUCCAGAAUUAAACACAGACAUUGAUUCUUCAGCAAAUGAACAGUUGUCAGAAGCAGAAUGUAUUUCUCAAGACGUUUGCACAAAUCAGAAUAAAAUGUCACAAAAUAUGGAUCUUCCAAAUUCAGUGAUAAGUUAUGACAUAAAACCAUUAAAUGAAAGAUUGACAAUGCAAAAAGAUUCAGCCUACCAGACAAAGCAGUCCUCAAUAGACAUGUUAAGGAGAAGCGACUCGUUAGCUAGGGGAUCAAAUGCAUUGAAGUCUAAAACAUCAGAAAAAAACGACUCCCAAGAUAUUCUAAACAGAAAUGAAGAUAGGGUUCAUAGACACUUGCAUCAAGCUGCACUGAAACUUGCAUUAUUAAAACGGUUACAAACCAAGGACUACUCUAAAGAUAGUGCGAUACAUACAUUCUCGGAAGACGACCUGUCAGCUGACGAUGGGGAAACUCGGGGAUCUUUUAGACCUUUGAUUAAACGAACUAGUGGUAGCUUAGCAUUCCAGUUCCGGGAGACAAGCUUAUCACAGGUACAGGAAGAGCAUUCUGGUGUAUCGAGAGAUACUGAGAACUACAACACUCCGACAAAUGAACCAUUCUGUGGUUCUUUCGAUAAAUUAUCCACUGAAGUUGGAAGCUCGUCUGGAAUACCUAUGACUGAUAUAUCAUCUACACAUACUGAUUCUAGUGUUGCUCAACUUGAAGAAACUAAUAUUUGACUAACAAUCAUCUGUUGAUCUUAUUGGACAAUUACUGAACACAAAAUAUAGUACUAGUACAAUAUAUCAAGACUGUUAAAGCGACUUUAACGUUGAAUAAAGAAGAAAAGCUGAAUAUAGAAGAUGUGCACGAAUUAAAGAAAGUUUGGGACUUGAUUUUACAUGCACGCCUAGACGUCUACAUGACCGAUUAAAUACAAAAUUAGUGUUGUAGAUCAACAUGACACGAUUAAAUACAAAGCUAGGGUUGCGAAUCUACAUAGUGCUAAUAUCUACAGAACUACGGUUAAUGCUCUUAUACAAAACUAUGUACACGAAUCUACACAGCAAGUUUAAAUACAAAGUUAUGGUCGUGAAGCUGAAUAAGGAUUCAUGUAACAAGAGGGAAUAAAGACUGAGGAUAGCAUGUUAGGUGAUACGCGAAACGGUUUACAUAGCUGUAAAAGCAAAGUUUUCUUAUUAACCCUUACCAUGCUAAAUUUCUAUAAUGGACUGAUCCAUCUUCCAAUUUGGGCAGUACCAUUUAUCAUUUUAAGGGGUGUUUACUAAAAAUUUACUGACUGAAUAGCGAACAAUGCAGAUCAUGAUCAGACUGCACGGAUGUGCAGGCUGAUCUUGGUCUGCACUGGUCGCAAAGGCAGAAUCACUUGCCGCCAGCAGGCUAAGGGUUAAGAAAACUUCGACACCAUACUGACCAAGACAAUAUAUAAAUUAAAACUAAUUCGAGGGGUGAAUGCGAAAUUCAUCACUCGGUUGUCUAUCGAAAAUAUAUUGUAUAUAAAUAUUUUAUAGAUAAUAGACUUACAUAUUUACGAUCAUUUUCCCUAAACUAUUACUCGAAAUAUGUUUAUGCCCUCAGCAAAUUGUCUUGGAUAGUUGAAAGCUAUAAUAAAAUACACUCUUUAAGACAUAAGCCAUUACAGAGCCGCAUAAGUAUUCAUAUUCAUUUAAGUGUAGCGGGUGUUAAAUAUAUUUUAAAUGCUUUACCUGUGAUAUAGUUACUUUUGAUACUCUGACUUAUAUUGCAAAUAUUCUUUUUCUAAGCGAUUAGUUAGACACCAAACAAAAUAAGAGGGGUUUCGAUGUGUGUUUAUAAUGUUAAACAAUCGUUUUGUAGAAACAGACGUUUAUAUGUGUCUAUAAAUUCAUAAGUUCUUUUGCCUGACUUUUCCAGGCUUCUUGAUUUCUUUCAUAUCUAUGACUAUGUCUAGGAUGCUCUGUGCUACCCUUUCCUUUUAUCUUUUAAUAACAGUUACCAAUAACUGACGCUGAAGCUCAUAUACUUUGAAAAUCUGUCCUGGUAUUCGUUUCAUAUCUUAAGUGCUAC
Messenger RNA from Mercenaria mercenaria, 5839 nucleotides. RefSeq lists its product as uncharacterized. NCBI's taxonomy places the organism in Eukaryota, Metazoa, Mollusca, Bivalvia, Venerida, Veneridae. The record is from RefSeq and is a predicted model, not a curated record. The coding region runs from base 1 to 4512 and encodes 1503 amino acids. Gene Ontology annotation, molecular function: calcium ion binding. The transcript is spliced from 12 exons.